AUGGGGAUUAAGCCCAUCAUCUCACGCACAAGUGAUGGGAAGAAGUCAGAGGAGAUAGCACACGCAGGGAACCUCAUGCCCUCCUUGAGAUCAGCUCUCUCCUACAGCCACAGCCUACAACACUCAUCAAAAGGGAAAAGGCUAAGUGUUGGAGGGAUCAUCACACCAUCCUCUGUGCAGCUGGGGUCAAUUAAACAAGAAGAAGGCAACUCCAGCGGAUGGAUGGACAUCAAGUUCUGCAAGACCAACCUCCUCAUUGAGCACAAGGAAUUGGAUGGGAUACCAAUUCAAGUUCACACACCCAUUGGCUGGCCCUUCCAAGCUUCUCCUGCCCAACCCUGA
Microthlaspi erraticum is the source of this 342-nucleotide messenger RNA. The record is from the annotation of a GenBank genome assembly. Lineage: Eukaryota; Viridiplantae; Streptophyta; Magnoliopsida; Brassicales; Brassicaceae.